This is a messenger RNA of Anneissia japonica, 2407 nucleotides long. RefSeq lists its product as uncharacterized. The record is from RefSeq and is a predicted model, not a curated record. The transcript is spliced from 5 exons. Lineage: Eukaryota; Metazoa; Echinodermata; Crinoidea; Comatulida; Comatulidae.
CGAUAGUGAAGAUAAGAUUGAUGCUGCAGUUUAUCAUAAUGAUGUGGUUGAUGACAUAAAUGAUGAAGAUUGGGAACCGGAAAUUGAAUAUAAUGAAGUAGAAAGUGAGGAGGAUGAACUUAUGAGCAGCGAUGAGGUCAAAAGAGCAAAAAAAGUUAAGAAGUCCAAGAAUGAUGGUUCGUGUACAGGUAAAGUGUUUGUUCUAUCGACAAACAAUUCUGCAAAUAAGAGAAAGUAUGACAAGCCUUCAUAUUGUCCCGUUUGCUUAAAACCACAGAAGAAGUUAACCGUACACAUUUUACAGCACAGCAGUGACCCAAUGGUAGCAGAAUACUUGGCUGCACCAAAAAAUGUAAGGAAUCAACUGUGGAUAAAGAUCCGAAAUCUGGGUAAUCAUUUGCACAACUAUAACGUGCUGAAACAAGGAGAAGGAGAUCUAAUUGUAGUUUAUAGACCAACAAAUGAUGAUGCUAAUCCGGAUGACUACUGCCCUUGUGUUGACUGCCUAGGGUAUUACAGCAAAAAUGAGUUUUAUAAACACAAAUGUAAGCUGAGGAAGGACGAUACAAAAAAUGAUGGGAAGAAAAAGCAGUAUAUCAAGAAAGGUCGACUUCUGCUGCCAUCGCAAGUUGAUAGCAAUUCAGCAAUAGUCCAAGAAUUGUUGGGGGGCCUUCAGACAGGGAUUAUUUCAUUGAUAAUUACGGGUGACCCAUUAAUAAUUAAGAUGGCUGAAAAGUUAUGAAGUAAGCAUGGCCAUGACCCAGAGCAAUUUGACAGUAUGCGUCAAACAUUAAGACAAACAGCUCGUCUUGUGCUUGAAUUCAGAUGCAUUAAGGGGAAUGAAAAUGCAGGUUUAGUUGAUCUUAUUGAUCCAAGCAAGUAUGAAGAUGUAAUUAAUGCAGUAAGGAAAGUGGCAGGGUUUGAUGAGAAGACUCAUCUCUGUGAGAAACCAACUUUAGUUUUAAAGCUGGGUCAUAUGUUGAAGAAAGCUGCAAUGUUAGUAGUUAGAAAGGCAUUGAUUGAUGGAGAUAAAAGAAACAUAGCUAGAGGGGAAAACUUUUCAAAACUCUGUGAGAGUGAGUGGAAUACAGAUGUGUCAUGCCACGCCCUGAGAACACUUGAUGUCAAACGCAGGAACAACCCAAAACUUGUUCCAUUGACUGAAGACGUUGUUGUUUUGUCCAAGUACAUGGAAACAAAGAGCAGAGAAUGUUUGUCCACCUUGAAAGCUGGUGUUAAGCCGGAGGAGGCUGCAUGGAAGGAACUCUGCAAAGUUACGUUAGUUCAACUGAUAUUGUUUAAUCGCAGACGGCAAGGAGAAAUGUCAAAGUUAACACUUGAAGAUUACUCACAUGUAAAGAAAGGGGAGUCCCAGGUAUUUGAUGCACAGAUGCUAAGCAAAUUUGAACAGGAUCUGGUAAAGGUGAUUUGGCGAUGUGAAAUUGUUGGGAAAAAGGGACGUGUUGUGCCAGUCCUAUUACCUUCAGCAAUGAAAGUAGCAGUAGAUGAGGUGCUUAAACACCGACAUGCCAUGGGCGUAAGUCCUACAAAUAAGUUUGUAUUUGCAGUGUCAAUGGGGUCAGAUCAUCACAUACGAGGAUGUGAUGCACUUCGCGCAUUCUCACAAAUGUGUGGUGCUAAGCAGCCAGAACUGCUGCGCAGCACCAGGUUACGAAAACAUAUUGCCACAAUGUCCCAGGUAAUGAAUCUCCAAGAUAACGAACUUGAUGUGAUAGCGAACUUCCUUGGCCAUGACGUACGUGUUCAUCGUGAAUACUAUCGAUUACCAGAUCCAGCACUGCAAGUUGCAAAGGUUGCAAAGUUGCUUAUUUGUCUUGAGGGAAAGCAUGGAAAUCCAUCAAGGAAACUUAAAGGGAAAAGUUUGGAUGAUUUAGAGCUGAAUGAUGACGAAGAAAUCGAGUGUGGUGAUGUAGUAGAUGAAGAGGGCAAAUCAGCAAGAGAUGAAGAUGAGGACAUUGACAAGAAUGAUUGUGAUGUAGUAGAUGAAGAGGGCAAAUCAGCAGGAGAUGAAGGUGAGGACAUUGACAAGAGUGAUGAUGCUAGUGAUGACCAGGUAAUGAAGGAAGGAAUCAAAUCAAAGAAAGGCAAAAAACGUAAACAUUGGAACAAUUCAGAUGGAAAGGAAAACAAGCAAACUUUUAUCCGAAGAAGGUGGUCGACAAAGGAAAUGGCUGCUGUGGAAAGACACCUGUUGAAAUACAUACGAUAUAGGAAACUUCCAGGGAAAUCCGAAAUUGAAAAGUGUAUGAAGAACGAAGCAUGCUUACAUAAUCGCACAUGGCGAAAUAUCAAGGAUUACAUACGCAAUAAGAUUUCUUCCAAAGGCCGGCAGACCAAAGCAUUGCAAUGCAAUUCAGAUCAUGGCCUGUCUCUUAUACACAUCUAG